Chrysochloris asiatica (Cape golden mole) is the source of this 1512-nucleotide messenger RNA. Its product is annotated as cytochrome P450 11B1, mitochondrial-like. Gene Ontology annotation, biological process: glucocorticoid biosynthetic process; cholesterol metabolic process; cortisol metabolic process. The coding region runs from base 1 to 1512 and encodes 503 amino acids. Gene Ontology annotation, cellular component: mitochondrial inner membrane. NCBI's taxonomy places the organism in Eukaryota, Metazoa, Chordata, Mammalia, Afrosoricida, Chrysochloridae. The transcript has 9 exons. Gene Ontology annotation, molecular function: heme binding; iron ion binding; steroid 11-beta-monooxygenase activity. The record is from RefSeq and is a predicted model, not a curated record.
AUGGCGCUCAGGGUUCAGACAGGCGUGAGGACAACAGGGUCCAGAUGGGCUCUGCACUGGGUCCGGGCACUGGGCACCAGGGGCCCUCCAGGCCUACAGGCACCAGUGCUGCCCUUUGAAGCUAUCCCCCAGUGUCCUGGCAACAAGUGGGUGAGGAUGCUGCGCAUCUGGAAGGAGCAGGGCCAGGAAAACUUGCACCUGGAGAUGCAGAAGAACUUCCAGGAGCUGGGGCCUAUCUUCAGAUAUGACGUGGGAGGGGUAACCAUGGUGAACGUGAUGCUGCCCAAGGAUGCGGAGCGGCUGCAUCAGGUGGACAGCCUGCACCCCUACCGGAUGCCCUUUGAGCCCUGGGUGGUCUACCGACAGCAUCAUGGGCACAAACUUGGCGUGUUCUUGAUGAAUGGGCCAGAGUGGCGCCACAACCGGCUACGGCUGAACCCAGACCUGCUGGAGCCCAGAAACACCCAGAAGUUCGUGCCCAUGGUGGACACAGUGGCCCGAGACUUCGCCCAGACCCUGAGGAGGAAGGUGCUACAGAAUGCCCGUGGAAGCCUUACCUUGGACAUCCGGCCCAGCAUCUUCCUCUACGCCAUGGAAGCCAGCAACUUUGCCCUGUAUGGAGAGCGGCUGGGCCUCUUUGGCCCCAACCCCAGCCCCACAAGUGUGAGCUUCCAACAAGCCAUUGAGGCCAUGUUGAACUCCACCACACAGCUUUCUUUCAUGCCCCGGAGUCUGUCGAGCUGGAUCAGUGCCAAUGUGUGGGCAGAGCAUUUCCAGGCCUGGGAUGUCAUCUACCAAUAUACCAACAAGGCCAUGCAAAACAUCUACCAGGAGCUGACGCUUGGCGGCCCUCAGCACUACAGCGGCAUCGUGGCAGAGCUGCUGCUCAAGUCCGAUCUGUCCCUGGACACUAUAAAGGCCAAUGCCGUGGAACUCACAGCCGGGAGUGUAGAUACGACCUCCUACUCAUUGCUGAUGACCCUCUUUGAGCUGGCUCGAAACCCCGAUGUGCAGCAGGCUCUGCGCCAGGAAAGCAAGAAGGCUGAGGCGGCCAUCCGGGAAAGUCCUCACAGGGCGACCUCGGUGUUACCCCUGCUGUGGGCAGCUCUCAAGGAGACCCUUCGGCUGUACCCCGUGGGGUUAACUGUGCACAGGCGUGUGAAAUCGGACCUGGUGCUGCAGAACUAUCACAUCCCAGCCGGGACAUUGGUCUACUUGUACCUCUACUCCCUGGGUCGAAAUCCCGCUGUGUUUCCAAGACCGGAGCGCUACGACCCCCAGCGUUGGUUGACUAAGCCCUCCAGCACUAACUUCCGUCACUUGGCCUUCGGUUUCGGGGUGCGCCAGUGCUUGGGGCGGCGACUGGCUGAGAUGGAGAUGCUGCUUUUCCUGCAUCAGGUGCUGAAAAACUUCCUCAUCAGUACAGUCUGCUCUGAGGACUUAAAGAUGGUCUUCCGUGUAGUGUUUAUGCCGUCCACCUACCCGCUUCUAACCUUCCAGGCCGUGGACUAG